AUGGAGGGGAUGGACAACAUAACGACCGAGGCCAGGGAGUUCUGUGGAACAUUUGAAGCCUCUGUGAACGGCACAAGAUUUGACUGGAUGGAAACUUGUUUAAAGCUGGCUAUGUUGGUUUCCGACAAAUUCGGGAUUUUGUCACCAGUUGUCAUGUCCGCUCUGCAGAACUUCAAAUAUGUAAAGAUUAUUAUCGAAGAACGAGGAUAUAAUAUUCAAAGUAGGGAAGAAUAUGAGAACGCCUCAAAAUUAUUUGGUUUUCCGGUGGCAUAUUGCGCAAGUAUAUUCAAACGACAACAUCGUAUCGUAAAAUGUUCUAAUAUUCUCUCCAAUCACACAAUACUCGACUUAGGGGGAGUUACAACAUUUUGUAAGCAGAACGAAGAAUUUCAAAGCGCCUGGAUUUGUUCGGAUGUUCUCAAAUUUACGUCGAUGGUGUUCAACAUCACUCAGUAUUUUAAAUUCGACGAGGAGCUGAUUUUCUACUCCUAUUUCUAUCCUGUUGUAGUUCUGCUUGUCCUAUUGUCAAACAUUCUCCUGGUGGUGACUUUUCUUCGGGGACGGUUUUUGUCAGCAGCCCACCUCUUACUGGUCGCCAUAUCACUGAUGGACUCCCUGACCGUUGUGUUACCUUCCCCAUACUUCUUCUACUACUUGACUCUCGGCAACUAUGACUCUUACAUUCCGUACAACCACUGUAUCGCGAUCAACGCCAUACUAUUGUACAUAUCACCGAUUUGUCACGGAAUCUCAAUAUGGCUGAAUUUUGGACUAGCACUACAGCGCUAUAUACUUUUGUGGCACCGAACCUACCUGAGCAGCUCACUCUUGCGAAGAAAGUACUGUAUCAUCUUCAUGCUUGUUAUUCUGCUAGUUGUCGUUGCUGUCUUCACCCCCGGGAUAAUGACCCUAACCUACUAUCCUGUUGUCUAUGCUCACUCUUCUAACAAUGAAGAAAUCAUGACGACUUUGAAAAGUCCAAUUUUGGGAAAUUCACAGUCACGUUUCGCCCAGACGUACUUUGCACGAUGUAUGAUCAUACAGCUGCUUCCGUGUAUGGGUAUGCUGAUGCUGUCUGUCGAACUUGUCCUCAAAUGGAAAUCAGCCGUGAAAGCGAAUCGCAAAAUGACGACCAAUGAGAGAGGGAAUGGGGACGCGGAAAGCACUCGGACAUUCAACAUGGUAGUCCUGUACAUGCUAGCAAUAUUCCUUCUCGCCGAGAUACCGACGGCAUAUGCGACGUUUAAUGUUUCUUGGGCUAUGAUUAGUAACGGGACUGUCGAUGAAUACGUUCGUGUGAUUGGCUUUAUAACAAACAUCAUCAUCUCUAUAACCUCGCCUCUGAACUUACUUGUAUACGUUUGUCAAGGUGCCCACUUCAGGCAAAACCUAAAACAGCUUCUGUGUUGUAGACCUCGACAAGAAACCCGAUCAGGAGACUGGACACGAUCUAGAAUGACAGAAAUCGAUCAGUAG
Molecule: messenger RNA, 1476 nt
Organism: Pecten maximus
Lineage: Eukaryota; Metazoa; Mollusca; Bivalvia; Pectinida; Pectinidae
Product: sex peptide receptor-like
Exons: 1
Coding region: 1-1476 (491 amino acids)
Biological process (GO): G protein-coupled receptor signaling pathway
Cellular component (GO): membrane
Molecular function (GO): G protein-coupled receptor activity
Source: RefSeq, a predicted model, not a curated record